AGCUAGCUACGUUAUUCUGUAGACUUUCUUUGCAAAAUACCCCGAAAAACGGAUAAAAAAACGGCGAACGGCAACAAAAAGUUUGUUAACAUACAGCGAAGAGACAAAUAUAUGUCCAUGGCGGAUAUAAUGUCUUGUGAGGACAGAGAAAAGCCGUUAUAUUUGACACAAAUUCAGUUUCUGGAUCAGCAGCUGGAGAGAUGUCAGCGUCGGUGUGACGAGCUGCAGAAACAGAACAAAGACCUGACCGACCAGAGCAGCACGCUGGAGGAGGACACGAGGGACAUCAGCGAGUACCUGAGACACUCGGCGGUGGAGACGGAGAAGAAGGUGGAGGAGCUGACGGAGCGUCUGCAGAGUCAGCAGCAGGAGGAGCAGCGGGUCAGAGAGGAGCUGGAGCUGCAGCUGCGCCGGCAGCUGCAGGAGCUGCAGGAGCACCUCGAUGAGCUGAACUCACAGAGCGCCGUGCACGCGGCAGCGUUUGAGGAGCGGCAGGAGCUGGAGGAGCAGCUGCAGCGUCUGAUGCAGCAGGAGUUUGACACGGAGCCUCUGAGGACGCAGCUGGUCAGCGAGAAGGAGGAACACGAAGCCGCCAUCGACAGUCUGGAGACUGAAGCCGAGUUGAAGCUGAGCGGGGUGGCGGAGGACUUGCAGAGCGUGGUGAAGGACUGCAUUCAAACGCGGGUCUCGGACUUGGUCCAGGAGGAGCGGGCUCAGCACAGAGAGCUGCAGGAGAAGGUCCAGAUCCUCCUGGACGAGUGCGUGGAUCUGUGGAGGGCCAAGGAAGACCUGGCAGACCAAGAGGAGCUUCUUCGCUUCGAGAUGAAGAACCUGACGAAGGAUUUCGAGACCGUGGCCCAGAAGAGACUCGCCUGCCAGAAGGAGGUGGAGAAGCUGACGAGGAGGUGUCGGCAGCUGGAGGAGGAGAUAAAGAGGUGUCGCAUCGUCAGACAGAAAACGCUGGAGGAGAACGAGACGCUCAGACGGCGGCUGGCCUCAGAGUCACAGAGGCUUCAGCAGCAAACAGCCGAGCUGGACGAGCUGAAGACCGAGCUGCAGACGGAGAGCGGCGGGACGGAGCGGCUGAAGGGCGUCCUGCAGCACGCAGCUGCCACCCUCAGAGACAUCCUGAAGGUCCGAACACACGAGGACGAGCAUCAUCUUCACCUCAAAUACCCCAGCUCAGACAAAGUGUCUCAGCCUCAGUGGACGACGCUGCAGGAGCUGCUGCGCAGCAUCGAGCCUCAGGGCCCAGGCUCGUCUCCUGGGCUGACCUCCGACCUCAGACCGGUCAGACCAGAGAGCCUGAAUGUGUCCACAGACCCGCUGUUCCUGUUGUUGGCCCGCUACAGACCGGGCGACCUCGGCCUCGUACCCCGACCCACGAGGAAACACAAAGCGGCCCCCUGCAGGUCCGGAGCUCCGCUGCAUCCGGACAGGUCUGUGAUGAAGCGGACGCUCUGCAGACAGAAGACGUCCUCCUCCUCUCUGCAGACCGCUGAUCCAGACUCACUCAACACCAACAAACACGGAGGUUUUUUCCUCCUGAUGCCACAUUAA
Messenger RNA from Plectropomus leopardus (leopard coralgrouper), 1560 nucleotides. The record is from RefSeq and is a predicted model, not a curated record. Lineage: Eukaryota; Metazoa; Chordata; Actinopteri; Perciformes; Serranidae.